Molecule: messenger RNA, 972 nt
Organism: Trypanosoma grayi
Lineage: Eukaryota; Euglenozoa; Kinetoplastea; Trypanosomatida; Trypanosomatidae
Exons: 1
Coding region: 1-972 (323 amino acids)
Source: RefSeq, a predicted model, not a curated record
AUGAUGAUGCUUGACAAGCCGCGUAGCGAGAGCAGAAGCGUCAGUUUAGCAUCCCCCCGGGGAUCUUCCUUCGAGCGGCACCCGGCGGACACGGCGAACAGAAGCGUCUGUAGCUACUCCUUCGGGAGUGACGACGCCGGUGGGUCUGGCCGCAGUUUGCAGGAGAACGACCGCAUGACGGAGUGGGGCACUAGCUUCAUGGCUCAGUUCUUCGACUCGAUCGAUAUUGAGGACGCCCCCGCCGACCCCCGCCACGGCGGUAAUAGCAGCAGUGACAGGGAGAAGGGGAAGCGUGGGUCGGAGCGUGAGCCGGUGGCAAACAGCACUUCCUCUGCCAUGAGUAACGACAGGAAUGACAAGAUAGAGAAGGUGCCGGACACGCAAGACAUGCACAAGAAGGUGAAGCCGCUUCCACUGGAGAAGAAGUCAUAUCGCGAUUACCUCGCGAGGCCGCGCGAUGCGAAAGUAACGCACUCUCAGCCUCCAGGUUUUCCGGUGCCUUUAGGUGUUUCUCCAUGGGGAUUCCCUGGGGGCAUGAAUAUGCUGCAGCAAACAUACCCGUCUCCACAGCCGCCCGUCGCGCUUCCGCCUGUGAGGCCCCUCCCUCGUCCACAAAAUCGGCAAUGGAGCCAGCAGGCGGAUGUCGCACAUUUCGCGCCGCAGCCGGGCAGCGGCCCUUUCCCGCCGACGUCACCAUGGCAUUCCACGGAGCUUCCGCCAGUGCGAAUGCCCGCGCAUUUGAACACGGUGCCGAUGGGCAUGUAUCAGUACAAUCGCACCCACAUGAUGGCCCCACAGGAGCAGCAGCUCAUGAUGCAGAAGCAGCAGCACUAUGUGCCGGCGGCAUCGGUGUAUCCACAGCCACCGCCAGAAACCCAGCGUCGGAGCGUAAACAUCGCAAAGGUCAGGCGUCAGGCUCUGUCGGCCCGGCAGUCUUCACGGCAGGGGAUGCGGAGGCAGCCGCAGAAGUGA